This is a messenger RNA of Solenopsis invicta (red fire ant), 567 nucleotides long. RefSeq lists its product as uncharacterized. The record is from RefSeq and is a predicted model, not a curated record. The transcript has a single exon. Bases 1 to 567 code for a protein of 188 amino acids. Lineage: Eukaryota; Metazoa; Arthropoda; Insecta; Hymenoptera; Formicidae.
AUGGAGGCGUUAUUGGAGCAGCAAUCUGAGCUCCGCGGACGCAUCUCUCGCGUCGUCGCGAACCUCAAGAAGACCGGCGUCACGAACCUGACUGUUGACCACGUCCAAGCGGCCUUGGUCAUUUUGGAAAAGCGAUGGGCAAAGUUCGAGGAGAACCACGAUAAGCUCGGGCUUGCUCACGGGAAGGAGUUAAGGAAAACCGAGUACUAUACGAACGACCAUGCCGAAGAGGUGGAGAUGCUCUACACCAGCCAACGAGCUGCAUUAAUGGACCUAAGGCGGCCGUUGAAGGCAAAGACCGAAGGAAAUGUUUCGACGACGGUCAGGGCCGAAAGCACGCAGCGAGCCCCGCUUCCUCGGCUCAAGCUUCCAACGUUCUCCGGCAAAUUCGAGGACUGGCCGGUAUUCCGGGAUCUGUUCGACUCCAUCGUCGGUCAGGAUCCGCAUUUGUCCGACGUCCAAAGGCUCCACUAUCUAAAGACGAGGGUUAAGGGAGGAGCGGAACAGCUUCUGAGGGACUUGCCCUCAACGGACGCAAAUUAUGAACGCGCGUGGUCAACUUUGUAA